Hemibagrus wyckioides is the source of this 2220-nucleotide messenger RNA. RefSeq lists its product as uncharacterized. NCBI's taxonomy places the organism in Eukaryota, Metazoa, Chordata, Actinopteri, Siluriformes, Bagridae. The transcript has 9 exons. The record is from RefSeq and is a predicted model, not a curated record. Gene Ontology annotation, molecular function: protein binding. The coding region runs from base 82 to 1290 and encodes 402 amino acids.
UCCACACACUGAGUAUCUCUAAGUAAACAGCACACAGUUAGAGCUGUUGGUUUGUAUGUGAAGGUGUGAAGCUCCGUGAGGAUGAUGAAGGAAUGUCUGCAGUUCCUCAGAGAACCAGCCAAGAACCUCAAGUUCUGCCUGAAGGAAUCAUGGCACAGAGUAAAGACUGAGAGACAACACACACUCACAGAGAAUCAGAUCUUCAUCAUGGAGCUGGCCAGAGAACUGAGCUGGAUCUGUCAGAGUUCAGGUGUUUUAUCUCAUAUAUGGAGAGGGGAGGAUGUUUGGUCUGUAUCAGUUUGUCAUCAGUUCAUCAGAGAAACUGCAUCUGUUCUGCACAUGAAGGAGAAGACUGAAGCAGAGUAUCUGACACACACACACCCGUGUGUGAGAAUGCGAGAGUGUGAAGACGAGCUGCAGUGUGUCUCAGAGACUGAAGAGAACGAGCUAAAGAGAGAGAUUAUGGACUGGAUACACACACAAAGGAACAAACACCCAUAUGGUAUAUGUCUGGGUGAGUCAGUGUUGAAGGUGUUAGAUGAUUUGGAGCUGCAGUGGAAUAAAGGACGACUUGCUCAUCUUCAGUCUGCACUGGAGCUACUCAUCUGGAUCACACACAAUGAACAUCUGGACAAGGAGUUUGUUCCUCGAUUGUGGUUCAGAAGCAAACAGGAGAAUCACAGCAUCAAUGCUGUUCAUUAUAUUCCACAUGCAGUGUGGAAGUGGAUUUGUGAUGCUGCAGUUGAUGUGACCUUUGAUCCUGCAACUGCUAACCCUGCCCUCCUCGUCUCUGAGGACCGGAAGCGUCUGCUUUGCAUUCCUGAGCCACGCCCAUUCAGGCCCCACCACCGCCGCUUUAAUGGCUGGUUUUGUGUUCUAGGUGCCGAGCGUUUCUCGUUUGGGCGGAGUUACUGGGAGGUGGAGCUCGGAAAGCGGGAUUGGCGAGUGGGCGUGGCCAAAGAGUCAGCAGUUCUGAAAGGAUACACCAGUCUGAACACGCAGAGUGGCUUCUAUACACUGCGUCUGGAGAGAGGGAGUGAGAUGAAGGCACUGACCACUCCUACCACACCACUCCCCUACAGGCAACGCCCACCACGGCGGAUUGGAGUGUGUGUGGACUUCGAGGCGGGACAGAUCUCGUUUUAUGACGUUCGGUCACACACACACAUCUACACGUACUGUGAAACAUUGACCGAGCCGGUCUACCCUGUGUUCGGCACCACCGAGAUCCUCACACACAUGAAGAUCGCACACUCGCGGCCAUGUGAGGGGGCGUGUCCUUUCUGCUGAGCACGAGCAUAAACACACACACACAUAUAUACACACACACACACAUACACACAUGGAUAUCGAACACCUGCAGCCACGUGAGGGGGCGUGUCCCUUCUGCUGAGCAUGAGCGUAAACACACACACACAAAUGAAGAUCGGACACCUGCAGCCACGUGAGGGGGCGUGUCCCUUCUGCUGAGCAUGAGCGUACACACACACGCACACACACACAAACAAAGAUCGGACAUCCGCAGCCAUGUGAGGGGGCGUGUCCCUUAUGCUGAACACACACAUACACAUUUAUGGUCAUAUUUAUGGUUAAUUUGCUAGUUUUGUAAUUCACAUCUAAUUGCAGAUGAUGUUAAAUAUGGGGGCGUGACUGACAUUUCAGUGGGUGUGGCUAUAGCUGCAUAAUCAUUCUCAAAGCUACAUAGUUAAUGUUAGCAUGAAACUUAACGAGCUUAAUACAAACUAAAUUGCACAAUGUUGCUCAGUUAUGACUUAAAUAAAUGAAUGAAUGAAUAAAUGAAUGAAUGAAAUUUGCCCUCAUCUGAUUGGCUAAACAUGACUCAUUAUCAUAAACUAAGCUGUGGGUAAUUGUUGAAUUUGGAGGUGGGUGUGUCCAAUUAUGACAAUGAGAACAGGAAUGAAAUUUACAUCAUCUGUAUUCAGAUAUAUGAGGUGUGAUGAUGUUUAAGUGUGAUGAUGUUCAAGAUCCAUGAGUGGAGUAGAAACUGUGUGCUGCUGACCCCCAGUGGACAGUGUUGGUACUGCAGUGGUGUGCCAUUUGUAAAUGUUAUUUUUCACCAAAACAUUCCUUUCUAACGAAAAAACCUUGACUAUUAACAGCAUGUAUCAGAACUCUUCUUAUUAAACACAGAGAUAAAUAUUCUUUUGCAUAUUUGUCAGAAAAAAACAAACAAACAAAAUCUAAUACUUUUGCUUGAAA